AUGCACACAGUUUUGAUCGCUUUGUUGUUAUUCGCGUCAACGAACGAGAUUCAAGCGCGGGAGGCAAUGAAGCCAGCAGAAGAAGUGGGUCAAAUAAUCAGAGAUCUUGAGGGAAUACAUGUGGGUCAGCAAGACGCGCCUUGCACGCUGGACAUUCAGAACGAUUUGCCACUCUCCAAUCUGCAGCCGCUUUACCUGCAUCCAAAUACGGACAGCUACUGGCUGCCCACUGCCAAGGGAGAGCUGCAGAUACCACGUGGCGCCAACAUCGAACUCUAUUGCACUCACUCAUUUUCCAUUGGUAACAGCGAUGGGAGCUAUUCACAUAAUCCAUCCAUACAUGUUCGCUGUCUACACGACAAAACCUUUGAUUGGGAAGGUGGCAAAUGGGAGUUGGGCGAUUUUACUUGCGCCAAGCCACUGACGUAUACUGUGGAGCGCAUGAACCAGUCCUGCGGGGAUGGAGAUGUGGCGUCGCAUGGGCGCGUAUAUCGUGUGGGCUACAAUAUCAGCGCGGGUCGAUUUGUGCGGACCAUUGAGCUGUGCCACGAUGCGGAUCAGCUGCGAACGCACUACGCUUCCUACCAAUUGGUCCCGGCCAAUGCGCUCUUUCAGAGACAAGUUAAACGCGUUAAGUUCAGCUCCGCUGGCCACUUCUCUGGCUACGAUAUGAACGAUCUCUAUUCACAGAAAAACCAACUGAAACAGGUGGCGAAACUAGUUAAACAACCCAUUGCCUCUGCGCACGUGUCCAGUUUCCUGAAAGAGGGACAGUACCUCACACGCGGACACCUGGCUUCGAAGGCAGAUUUCAUUUAUGCCAGCCAGCAGCGCUCCAGCUUCAACUACCUGAAUGUGGCGCCGCAAUGGCAAAGAUUCAAUAAUGGCCAUUGGCAAAUUGUAGAGGACAAAAUGCGUCAGCUUGUGGCUCGCCUAGAUCUCUCAGUGACUGUCUAUACGGGCACCUAUGGUGUCAUGCCAGUUCCACAGCAGAGCGAAGCUGCUGGCUUCCAUUUGGCCACUCAUGCUGAGGGCGAAGGCGUGCUACCCGUUCCGCGUCUCUACUAUCGCGUGCUCAUAGAUAAUCAAAAUCGAAGACGUGGCCUGGCCCUCGUAGGUGUCAACAAUCCCCAUGCUACGCUGAGCGAGAUCGAGGACUCAUACAUUAUAUGUCCGCCUGUGGACGUGCACCAUGUGCGCGUACUUCUUCGCUGGCUGCAGGUGGAAGAUCUUAAAAAAGGUUAUCUGUAUGCGUGCCGUGUUGCAGAUUUGGCUAAGGCCGUAGGGCAUUUGCCGCUUCAGUUGGAAGAUGUAAACGAGCUGAUUGAGUAA
Messenger RNA from Drosophila hydei, 1332 nucleotides. RefSeq lists its product as uncharacterized. Gene Ontology annotation, cellular component: mitochondrial inner membrane; nucleus. NCBI's taxonomy places the organism in Eukaryota, Metazoa, Arthropoda, Insecta, Diptera, Drosophilidae. The record is from RefSeq and is a predicted model, not a curated record. The coding region runs from base 1 to 1332 and encodes 443 amino acids. The transcript is spliced from 2 exons. Gene Ontology annotation, biological process: apoptotic DNA fragmentation. Gene Ontology annotation, molecular function: single-stranded DNA endonuclease activity; nucleic acid binding; RNA endonuclease activity.